This is a messenger RNA of Tupaia belangeri chinensis (Chinese tree shrew), 2474 nucleotides long. It is a transcript of the gene SOX8, whose product is annotated as SRY-box transcription factor 8. The record is from RefSeq and is a predicted model, not a curated record. The transcript is spliced from 5 exons. Gene Ontology annotation, biological process: enteric nervous system development; negative regulation of transcription by RNA polymerase II; peripheral nervous system development. Gene Ontology annotation, cellular component: nucleus. Lineage: Eukaryota; Metazoa; Chordata; Mammalia; Scandentia; Tupaiidae. Gene Ontology annotation, molecular function: DNA-binding transcription factor activity, RNA polymerase II-specific; RNA polymerase II cis-regulatory region sequence-specific DNA binding. Bases 1 to 1578 code for a protein of 525 amino acids.
AUGCCCCGCCCCCUGCCCCCUCCGGGCCACAGAGGCCUGGAGCGGCCUCGGCCCACCCAGGGCCGCCCCACCGGAGGACCUCCGCGCCCCUACCCCCGGGUCACGCCCGGAAGGUCCAGAGCCCCCGCGUCCGGCCACACCAUCCGCCGGGCGGCCCCAGGGACUCUGCCGCCGAGGUCAGCCCAGCCUCCGGCCAGCGUGCCCGCCCCCUCCAGCUGGGCCCACCCAGGGCCGCCCCACCGGAGGACCUCCGCGCCCCUACCCCCGGGUCACGCCCGGAAGGUCCAGAGCCCCCGCGUCCGGCCACACCAUCCGCCGGGCGGCCCCAGGGACUCUGCCGCCGAGGUCAGCCCAGCCUCCGGCCAGCGUGCCCGCCCCCUCCAGCUGCAGGGGCCCGGGACCGCGCCCCCGCCAGGGCUUUCGGGCUACGACUGGAGCCUGGUGCCCAUGCCCGUGCGCGGCGGCGGCGGCGGCGCUCUCAAAGCCAAGCCGCACGUGAAGCGGCCCAUGAACGCCUUCAUGGUGUGGGCGCAGGCCGCGCGCCGCAAACUGGCCGACCAGUACCCGCACCUGCACAACGCGGAGCUCAGCAAGACGCUGGGCAAGCUGUGGCGCCUGCUUAGCGAGAGCGAGAAGCGGCCGUUCGUGGACGAGGCGGAGCCCCUGCGUGUGCAGCACAAGAAGGACCACCCGGACUACAAGUACCAGCCGCGCCGCAGGAAGGGCGCCAAGGCCGGCCAGGGCGACCCCGACGCGGGCGCCGAGCUGGGCCACCACCCCGGGGGUGCCGCCGGGUACAAGGCGGACGUGGGCCUUGGCGACACGCACCACCACGCCGACCACCCAGGCCAGACCCACGGGCCGCCCACCCCGCCCACCACCCCCAAGACAGACCUGCACCACCCCGGGAGCAAGCAGGAGCUGAAGCUGGAAGGGCGCCGCCUGGUGGACACUGGGCGCCAGAACAUCGACUUUAGCAACGUGGACAUCUCGGAGCUCAGCAGCGAGGUCAUGGGCAACAUGGACACCUUCGACGUGCACGAGUUUGACCAGUACUUGCCCCUUAACGGCCACUCGGCCACGCCUGCAGAGCCCGGCCAGGCCGUCACCAGCUCCUACGGCAGCACCUCCUACCCGCACGCUGGCACUGCUGGUGGCGGGCCAUCCCCUGGGUGGGCCCCCAAGGGGGCCCCGGCAGCCUCUGCAUCGCCCACGGAGGCGGGCGCACCCCGCCCACACAUCAAGACAGAGCGGCUGAGCCCCGGCCGCUACAGCGACCAGCCGCACGGCUCGCCCGGCCGCUCUGACUUCGGCUCCUACAGCGCCCAGGCCGGCAUGGCCACGGCUGCCUCUGUGGGCUCCUUCGCUGGGCCACAGUGCGACUACGCUGACCUGCAGGCCCCUGGCUACUACAGCCCGUACCCCGGCUAUGCACCUGGCCUCUACCAGUGCCCGUACUUCCACUCCUCACGCCGGCCCUACGCCUCACCCCUGCUCAACGGCCUGUCCCUGCCACCGGCCCACAGCCCCCCAGGGACCUGGGACCAACCCGUGUACACCACCCUGACCAGGCCCUAGGGCCACCUGCUCUCAAUGAGGACAGACCAGGACUCCGAGGGCCCGGACAGGGAGGGGAGACCAGGGGCCGGCAGCCAUGCCCGCCACGUGCCCACUACGCUGGUGGGGACCACCUUCGUGGCCAGCACCGCCUGUGUGUCCCGACCUCUGGGCUCCUACUGGCGUUGGAUCGCCCUUGUCCUUUCCUGUCCCCUCGAGGUGGCGGGUGAUUCUGCAGCCAAGGACAGCCGGUUCAUCCCCUCCUGGGGGCCCUCAGCCACGUGCUCUGUGUCCCGGCGUCUCAGAGGGCCACACGAGGAGGCAGCAGGAGGUCCCGGGUCAGCCUUGGUGCUGCAGACCCCGGGGGCCUGCCAAGAGCUCUUCCCAACGAGGUUUGGCAGAGAUUCACAAUUCUCUUUUUAUUUUGAUUAUUUUCAUUUUUGAAGCUUAAAUGUGUCUGUUUUGCAAGCUGUUAAAGAUGUAUUUAUGUUCUGUAUCACUUUGUCUUCAAACAACGAAGCCAUUCGUGCAGAGUGGCGCCCAGGGCAGCCCAGGAGCCGGAGCGUCCCUUCCGCGGUGGGGGUUGCGGCGGCCAGAGGCCCCGAGGGAGGCGGGCCUGGCCUCCCGUCUGCCUGGCCUGGGCUGGGACUUGGAGAGGAGGUCGUCCGUGCCACGUCUGUGCCAGGUGGUGGUGGUGGAGGGCUCCCUGGGAGUGGUGGCUGCAGAGGUAGAGGUCUUGGCCCACAGGCACGGCGCCUCCCACCCACUGUGGAACUCGCACUCCCCCGGCCAGGGCCUGGCGGUGCCCUCCGCCAGCUCAGCGCCUCGCGUGCGCCAUGCGCCAGUGCGACCCCAGGGAUGUGCCUCCGGACCACCUUUGCAGACCUCUGGGAAUUGCUCCUCUGUAGCUUUUCUAC